Messenger RNA from Ziziphus jujuba (common jujube), 1800 nucleotides. Its product is annotated as folate transporter 1, chloroplastic. Bases 560 to 1507 code for a protein of 315 amino acids. Gene Ontology annotation, cellular component: chloroplast envelope; mitochondrial membrane. The transcript is spliced from 11 exons. Gene Ontology annotation, biological process: nucleotide transport; mitochondrial transport; folate import into mitochondrion. The record is from RefSeq and is a predicted model, not a curated record. Gene Ontology annotation, molecular function: folic acid transmembrane transporter activity; FAD transmembrane transporter activity. NCBI's taxonomy places the organism in Eukaryota, Viridiplantae, Streptophyta, Magnoliopsida, Rosales, Rhamnaceae.
UAAACCAUUUGCAUAUAUCAUUGGUUUGUUUGGUUAGUGAAUGAAAGGGGAUAGCAUAGCAUCUGGCUUGAAUCUAGAAUCAAAACGAUCAUAGCAUACGUGAUAGAUUCUUCAGCCUUAAUAAAUUUAGCAUGAGAGACUGUGUCCCUAACUCAUUAAUUUAUUUUUUGCUUUACAUUCGAAUUGAUUGAAGGGGGCUCUUCAUGGCCGUAAAAAUGAAAAAUCAAAAGGUAAUGAGUUUAGUAUUACAAGAGCAGAAAUAGCAUGUACGACACGAAAUAGCAUGUCGUUUGAGCGGCUUAUGAGCAACGUUGGAGACCAGCGCCUCCUUAUGACGAGCAGUUUCUUGACGCAACCUCCAUCAGCGACUCAUUAGUCUCUCUAAAAUUCGAACCUUCUACUUUGUUGGUUGCUUUUGCUAUUCAAAAAGGCGAAAAACGGCGCCGUCUAGAGGGUUGCCAUCCCGACCCAGUGUUCGUUGAAGAAGCCCAGCACAAAAAUGUCUGAAACAAUAUCAAACUACGAACUUUAAAACCUCCAAAACUCGUUAGAAUUCAGAAUGUCGGCCUCACAAUCACGUCAAGAGCAGUGGCAAUGGGAAAACGCAGCCGCCGGCGCCGUCGCUGGGUUUGCCACUGUUGCUGCUAUGCAUCCUCUUGACGUUGUCCGUACUAGAUUUCAAGUGAAUGAUGGGCGACUAUCUAAUCUUCCAACUUACAAGAACACGGCUCACGCUAUUUUCACCAUUGCUCGAUUGGAGGGCUUGAGAGGUCUUUAUGCAGGCUUCUAUCCUGCAGUUCUUGGAUCUACUCUUUCAUGGGGAUUAUAUUUCUUCUUCUAUGAUAGAGCCAAACAGAGGUAUUCUAAAAAUAGAGAAGAGAAGCUGAGCCCUGGCCAUCAUCUUGCUUCAGCUGCAGAAGCUGGAGCUUUGGUUAGCUUCUGCACAAAUCCCGUUUGGCUUGUAAAGACAAGAUUGCAGCUUCAAAAUCCUCUUCAUCAAACUCAACCAUAUUCUGGAUUCCAUGAUGCUUUGAGAACAAUAAUGAGAGAGGAGGGAUGGAAAGCGCUUUAUAAAGGGAUUGUUCCUAGCCUUUUUCUGCAGGUUUCACAUGGUGCUAUACAAUUCACAGUGUAUGAGGAACUCCGGAAAGUUGUUGUUGACUUGAAGUCUAGAAAAAGCACAGAGAGUUCUGAAAGCUCUGAGACGGUUUUGAAUUCAAUUGACUAUGCGGCUUUGGGGGCAUCCUCUAAAAUUGUUGCCAUUCUUGUUUCCUAUCCAUUUCAGGUCAUACGAGCUCGAUUGCAGCAACGACCUGGCAUUGAGGGAAUUCCAAGAUAUAUGGACAGCUGGCAUGUUGUGAAGGAAACUGCACGGUUCGAGGGUCUUCGAGGUUUCUACAAGGGCAUCACACCAAACCUUCUAAAAAAUGUUCCUGCUGCUUCAAUAACAUUUGUUGUUUAUGAAAAUGUUCUGAAUCUGCUGAAGUUAGUAAGAAGGAAGGAUUAAACUAUUUCUGUCUGCCAUUCUGUUCAUUCUUUUAGCCACCGUCCACUUGAUCAUUAGGAGGUUGAAAUUGUGGAAUAGAAAUCAUUUGCAUGUAUACUAAACAUGGGUUAGAAAAAGUUAUAAUUUUCCAAAUUUUGACAAAACAGAGUCUCUUAACUGUUUAGCAUUGGACUCCUCUGUUGUACGGACAGUCAUAUACAAUAAGCUCCGGUCGGAAAUCACUAUUCACUCUCCAUAACUUUCAAGAAGCAUGUAACAUGUUUAAUAAUUAAUAUCCUGUUCUUUUUCCCGUA